GCGAGAAGAGGAUGUGAGGCCGAGGGACCUGGGUCCUGAAUGUGAGGCUGUCAAGGGCGCGCUAGGGACCAACGUGGAUGGCCGGGAGACCGCUGCAGCUCCUGGGACCGCUUCACCGCGUCGAGUGAAGCUGCGCGCGGGAUCUGGAGGCGGAGACCUUAGGCGGCGGCUGCACAGGGGCGAGCCGGGCGCAGGAGGGGGCGCGCUUUCUCCCUGCGGGUCUCAGUAAUGAGGAGACUGAGUUUGUGGUGGCUGCUGAGCAGGGUCUGUCUGCUGCUGCCGCCGCCCUGCGCACUAGUGCUGGCCGGGGUGCCCGGCUCCUCCUCGCACCCGCAGCCCUGCCAGAUCCUCAAGCGCAUCGGGCACGCGGUGAGGGUGGGCGCGGUGCACUUGCAGCCCUGGACCACGGCCCCCCGCACGGCCGGUCGCGCUCCGGACGGCAGCCGGGCAGGCGCCCCGCGGGAUGAGCCGGAGCCUGGGACUUGGCGGCCCCCGGCGCCCUCGCCUGGCGCACGCUGGUUGGGGAGCGCCCUGCAUGGCCGGGGGCCGCCCGGCGCCCGGAAGACGGGAGAGGGUACUGGGGCCGAGACCUUGUGGCCGCGGGACGCGCUCCUAUUCGCCGUGGACAACCUGAACCGCAUGGAGGGGCUACUGCCCUACAACCUGUCUUUGGAAGUAGUGAUGGCCAUUGAAGCGGGCCUGGGAGAUCUGCCGCUUUUGCCCUUCUCGUCCCCCAGCUCGCCGUGGAGCAGCGACCCCUUCUCCUUUCUGCAGAGCGUGUGCCACACUGUGGUGGUGCAAGGGGUAUCCGCGCUGCUUGCCUUCCCCCAGAGCCAGGGCGAGAUGAUGGAGCUCGACUUGGUCAGCGCAGUCUUGCACAUCCCGGUGAUCAGCAUCGUGCGCCGCGAGUUUCCGCGGGAGAGUCAGAAUCCCCUUCACCUACAACUGAGUUUAGAAAAUUCAUUAAGUUCUGAUGCUGAUGUCACUGUCUCAAUCCUGACCAUGAACAACUGGUACAAUUUUAGCUUGUUGCUGUGCCAGGAAGACUGGAACAUCACUGACUUCCUCCUCCUUACCCAGAAUAAUUCCAAGUUCCAUCUCGGGUCUAUCAUCAAUAUCACUGCUAACCUCUCCUCCACUGAGGACCUAUUGAACUUCCUGCAGGUACAGCUUGAAAGUAUUAAGAACAGCACACCCACAAUGGUGAUGUUUGGCUGUGACAUGGAAAGUAUCCGGCGGAUUUUUGAAAUUACCACCCAGUUUGGGGUAACACCCCCCGGGCUUCAUUGGGUGUUGGGAGAUUCUCAGAAUGUAGAAGAACUGAGGACAGAAGGCCUGCCCUUAGGGCUCAUUGCUCAUGGAAAAACAACACAGUCUGUGUUUGAGUACUACGUUCAAGAUGCCAUGGAGUUGGUCGCAAGAGCUAUAGCCACAGCCACCAUGAUCCAGCCAGAACUUGCUCUCAUUCCCAGCACGAUGAACUGCAUGGACGUGGAAACUACAAAUCUUACUUCAGGACAAUAUUUGUCAAGGUUUCUAGCCAACACCACUUUCAGAGGCCUCAGUGGUUCCAUCAGAGUAAAAGGUUCCACCAUCAUCAGCUCAGAAAACAAUUUUUUCAUCUGGAAUCUGCAACAUGACCCCAUGGGAAAGCCAAUGUGGACUCGCUUGGGCAGCUGGCAAGGGGGGAAGAUUGUCAUGGACUAUGGAAUAUGGCCAGAGCAGGCCCGGAGGCACAAAACCCAUUUUCAGUACCCAAGGAGACUACAUUUGAGAGUGGUUACCCUGAUCGAGCAUCCAUUUGUCUUCACAAGGGAAGUAGAUGAUGAGGGCUUGUGCCCUGCUGGCCAGCUCUGUCUAGACCCCAUGACUAAUGACUCUUCCAUAUUGGACAGCCUUUUCAGCAGCCUCCAUAGCAGUAAUGAUACAGUGCCCAUCAAAUUCAAAAAGUGUUGCUAUGGAUAUUGCAUUGAUCUGCUGGAAAAGCUAGCAGAAGAUAUGAACUUUGAUUUUGACCUCUACAUUGUUGGGGAUGGAAAGUAUGGAGCCUGGAAAAAUGGGCACUGGACUGGGUUGGUGGGUGAUCUUUUGAGUGGGACUGCACACAUGGCAGUCACUUCCUUCAGCAUUAAUACUGCGCGAAGUCAGGUGAUAGAUUUCACCAGCCCCUUCUUCUCCACCAGCUUGGGCAUCUUAGUGAGGACCCGAGACACAGCAGCUCCCAUAGGAGCCUUCAUGUGGCCACUCCACUGGACAAUGUGGCUGGGGAUUUUCGUGGCUCUACAUAUCACUGCCAUCUUCCUCACUCUGUAUGAAUGGAAGAGCCCCUUUGGUAUGACUCCCAAGGGGCGGAACAGAAGUAAAGUCUUCUCCUUUUCUUCAGCCUUAAAUGUCUGUUAUGCCCUCUUGUUUGGUAGAACAGCAGCCAUCAAACCACCAAAAUGUUGGACUGGAAGGUUUCUAAUGAACCUUUGGGCCAUUUUCUGUAUGUUUUGCCUUUCUACAUACACAGCAAACUUGGCUGCUGUCAUGGUAGGUGAGAAGAUCUAUGAAGAGCUUUCUGGAAUACAUGACCCUAAGCUGCAUCAUCCCUCCCAAGGCUUCCGAUUUGGAACUGUCCGAGAAAGCAGUGCUGAAGAUUAUGUGAGGCAAAGCUUUCCGGAGAUGCAUGAGUAUAUGAGAAGGUACAAUGUACCAGCUACCCCCGAUGGAGUGGAGUAUCUGAAGAAUGAUCCAGAGAAACUAGACGCCUUCAUCAUGGACAAAGCCCUUCUGGAUUAUGAAGUGUCAAUAGAUGCUGACUGCAAACUUCUAACUGUGGGGAAGCCAUUUGCCAUAGAAGGAUACGGCAUUGGUCUCCCACCCAACUCUCCAUUGACCUCCAAUAUCUCUGAGCUAAUCAGUCAAUACAAGUCACAUGGGUUUAUGGAUGUGCUACAUGACAAGUGGUACAAGGUGGUUCCCUGUGGCAAGAGAAGUUUUGCUGUCACUGAGACUUUGCAAAUGGGCAUCAAACACUUCUCUGGACUCUUCGUGCUGCUGUGCAUUGGAUUUGGCCUGUCCAUCCUGACAACCAUUGGCGAGCACAUCGUGUACCGGUUGCUGCUACCACGAAUCAAAAACAGAUCCAAGCUGCAGUACUGGCUCCACACCAGUCAGAGACUACAUAGAGCACUGAACACAUCAUUUGCAGAGGAAAAGCAGCAGUGUUUCAAGACAAAACGUGUGGAAAAGAGGUCCAACAUGAGACCCAGUCAGUUCACCGUGUGGAAUACUUCCAAUCUGAGUCAUGACAACCGACGAAAAUACAUCUUUAGUGAUGAGGGGGGACAAAACCAGCUGGGUAUUCGAACCCACCAGGACAUCCCUCUUCCUCCAAGAAGAGAGCUCCCAGCCUCACUGACCACCAAUGGAAAAGCAGACCCCCUAAAUGUAGCUCGGACCUCAGUGAUGCAGGAACUCUCAGAGCUUGAGAAGCAGAUUCAAGUGAUCCGGCAGGAGCUUCAGCUGGCUGUGAGCAGGAAAACAGAGCUGGAAGAGUAUCAAAGGACGAAUCGGACCUGUGAGUCCUAAGUGAUCACACUGCUCCCCUUUCUCAGUUCUGGGCAUUCUGCUGAGCCCUUGAGACACUUUGUAAUGCUCUUUUGUAACCAUUGGCACAGUGUGUGGAGGCUAAGGUCCAGGUCUUUUCAGAGGUCAGGUCUGUCCUCUCUAGCCUAAAAUGCAGCCGCAGCUCUUCCCAAGUUCACUACUCUCUAGGUCACCAGGGUAGGAGUCUUUUUCAUAGGGUAAAUCUUAAAAUUAGUUAGGAGUAAGCUCCAUGGAAGAGAUCUGUGAAUAACCAGGCAGCCCCAGCUCCUGUUAACCUUUUCACCAGGUGCCACAGGAAUAAUUUCUGGUUUUUAGCCCUUUCUCUGCACUAUCAACAAGAGAUAAAACUGUUGGUCAUACUUCCGUUUUACUGGGUUGUUGGUUUUAAUCUUAAUAUAGAACAGGAUUUUCCAGGGUUGAAGCUUUUGAUACAACUACGCAAUCUAAAUUUGGUCCUACAUUGCGAAUGGGGAGCAGGGUAAGAGCAGCCUUCCCCACCCCACCUCGCUUGAGGGAUACUUAAAAGUUUAACAGAUCUCAUCAGUAUCACAGCAGUUCAGGGACUGAUUGGAUCAGACAAGAGCCACAUUUUGGAGAAGGUUCUGGGUCUCUGAUUCCACCCUGACCAACACUAAGCAGGUACCUGUUUACACACCGUUAUGAAAGGGGGCAGGGAUGUAGUGAUUGGGAAUGGGACAAGCAGAAGACAUUUGAAAGACACAUCAUGCUUUUAGAACAAAAGCUGCAGGAGAGAAAUGCAACCUGGCUAAGGAACAAACAGAACUAUACUUACAACCUAACCCAGCUUCUCCACUAUAGUGUGUGCCUUUUAAAGAGGGGGUAAAAGUAAAAAUAAAAAAAAAUUAAAUUAAAUUAAAAAAAAAACAGGAGAGAAAAGCAAAGGUUGUGGCCUUAGGAUGAUCCUGGUAUAUGUCUGCUUGUUGCCGCUACAGAAUAUGUGAGGUGGGUUAAGUGAAAUGUUCUGCACACCACGUACGAGGCCAUUUCACAUCAGCGGUCACCUGUAUCUUAGCAUAGGAAUCUCGGAAGUGAACUUUGACCCUGUGAACAUCACAGGCUUCGGCAUUCAGGAAUCUGCCCUGUACUUUGCAUAUCUGCAUAGAUAAUUAUCAAGUCCCCCCCCCCCCCCAUCCUCACAUUCCCUCAUCUCUGAGGAGCUAAGAUCAGAUUUUGGACCUUCUGAUUAUCUUCCAGGUCCUAUCCAAUCCCCCCCCAAAAGGCAGAUAUAACUAACCCAGCUUGUCCUCUGCCUGGGCCUUCCUUUCCCAGCACACAACUGCUUAAGCAUGCAGAAAGGGAAAGCAAUAGGGGUAUGCUAGUUUUUCAGUUCCAAAUGUUCGAGUAGGUAAAUAUCAUCUAGGAAACUCAAGAGAAUGCUGAUUGCUAAGACCCUUCCCCAGAGACUAGAGAGGUGAGUUCUGGAGGUGAGCUCAGAAAUUAUAUUGUUAUCCCCGGCAACCAACACUGACAGUCCAAAAAUUACUCUGAGAAACAAGUACUCUGGAAGUUUGGCUGUCCCCAGGUAUGGGAAGACAUGAGAAGAGAAAGUCUUUUGGUUUUCUGUCAUUUCUUAAAGAAUAAUUUUGGCAUACAUCUGCUGAUUGACUUUUCACACCCCCACUCCAGGGCACCAUGUAGGAGUGGACUUUCCUGUUUAUCAGUUACUUCUCUAUCUUCUCAGUACUGUUAUUCCAUCCCAAUACCUUUGAGGGUCUGCAGUAGGUUCACAUGACGGCCUGUGCCAAGCACUGUGCUAACAGCUGCAGUAAUUGGGAAAGUGUCUCAGUCAUAAAAUUUCUCCUACUUUCAGAUACCAUGUCCACCAAGAGCUACCCAGUUCCCCUGGGGAAGCCAAUACCUUAGCUGUAAUUAGAUAACACCUUAGCAAUUCAUUACUUGACUGAGAAAACCUUGGGGUGGUGGUAAACUCUGGGACACUGGUAAGGGAGGUGGGAGGGCUCUAAAGUUAGACUUACCAGAAACAGUUCAACAGGGGAAGAGGUGAUUUCUGGAACUAGAUAAGGACCAUUCUGUUGGUUCUUACCCCAAGCCCAGAAGUAGGUUCACCACUGCCUUUGAAAGUUAGAACCUUUAGUAAUCCCCAUCCAUCAACAACAGCAAAGGCACUGUCGCGUCUCUGCCAUCAUGCUCUGCACACCCCUGAAACUCCGCAGUCCAGAAGGCUGAUGUACAGGUGUACCUCAAUUUACACAACAGCCAUGCUCCUAAUGUUGUACACGGACAUUUUUAUAACUCAACACAUGUUCUGACUGUAUUUGAGAAGCUGGCUAUAUAAGGGAAUCCAGAGGUGAAUUCUUUUGUAAAGUAAAGAACCCUUUUGUAACGCAAUUAUCCCUUAAUGUAUCUGUUUUGUAAGUUUGGAUUUUUGUAUUAUCGGGUUUACCUUAAGCUUCUCUACUGAGGCAUUCUGAGCAGUGGUGAUCACAUGCCAGACCACCCCACCUAUCCACAAAGUAGGUGACCAGCGCCUGCUCCACAAGUACCUGCUGAGGAACUGCCUGGACAAAAUUGUGGCCAGGAUGCAGCGGCGGCUGAAGGCAGUCUUACUGCUGUCUACACUGCUGGAGAUGCCUCCAUGUUCAGGAUGAAAAAAAACCAUAAUUGCUUGUGGUGAAAUGAAGCAGUCUCCAUGUUAAGUAGCAAUGGUUAUUUUUAUCGAUAGUAAUUGAACAGUGUUUUGCAAUUUGUGAGACAGUGUGUUAUGUUUUGUAAAAAGAUUUCAUGAAAUAGUGGGUCCUUGAAAAACUUUCUGUUCUGCUCCACCUGUUUCUCUCAACUCCGCUCAGGCUCAAAUAAGACAGAUCAAAAGCCCUCUGGCAGAGGAUGGUAUUUUAGUAAAGAAGCUGCCUGGCCUGCACUUGUGGGUUCCCAUUUCAUCAGAUCAGGAUUCUUUUCCAACCUCUCGUGCUGGAAAUCUGGAAUAUGACAGACUGUGUCACAUACCCCAACCCUAUAUUCCAAGGGGGAAACUCCUGGUCCAGGCACUCAGUUAAGCUAGGCUGAGCUAGAACACAUACCGCUAUUUGGCUCAUGUAAAUAAGAAUGAGGGCCCCAGAGUGUUGCAUGUCUCAAGGUAGACAAAGGGAUUCUUCUACCAACUAAAAACAGGUUGGAGGAAUGACUGAGACAUCCAAGUGAGGCAGCCUCAAGGUCCAGUCAAGGUCUUUAUGUUCCUGAAGGUGACUCUAUUUCUCAUGAAUCCUGUUGCUGCACAAACCCUACACAGGAGCCGCUGCUUCCCUUCCAUGCAGAGAAGUGGUAAGUGGAGCAAGUGUCAAGCAGAAGAGAGCUAAUCAUCAGGGUAACAGACUUCUCAGUGUUGGUGCUGGGUGUACAACUGCCUUGGAGCAAGUUAAGCAUUUCCUUGGUGUGGAUAAAGAAUGAAGGGGAAAGAAAUGACUUUAGAGCCUCCUUUCCUCCCAAGUCAUAUUUUUGUAGGCAAACCAGAAAAUCUAACCAGUCUCAAAAGAAAUUGCUUUCAAGUCACUAAAACCACUGUACUAUCGGCAGUGUUUAGUUAUUCCUUUCUUCACCCUCCUAGACCACCCAUCUAAUCCAGUACUCACCCAUUCCUUUUAGUUUCGUUACUAAUCAUUUUAUGAAAAUAAUGUACUAUUAAGUAUUUUCUUAAGGUCUGUGAAAAGUAUUUGCAUUGUGUCUUCAUUUUAAUGUGUUUGCAAUUGCUCCGCUCCAGGAAGAACUGAAACGCUGUCUUGUGAGCAUGAAGUGAACAGGCUGUUUUGCUCCAGCCACUUUCUUGUACAACCACGUGGAUGGACUAGAUGUCCUCAGGUCUUUUCCAUCUUCAGUUUCUAUGACUGUGGAAUAAAUGUUCAGAUAGAAACUUCACUUUUGGAUGUACUAUUGGCAUUGCCCUUGGUGACCCA
Molecule: messenger RNA, 7520 nt
Organism: Tupaia belangeri chinensis (Chinese tree shrew)
Lineage: Eukaryota; Metazoa; Chordata; Mammalia; Scandentia; Tupaiidae
Gene: GRIN3A
Product: glutamate ionotropic receptor NMDA type subunit 3A
Exons: 9
Coding region: 229-3573 (1114 amino acids)
Biological process (GO): monoatomic ion transport
Cellular component (GO): membrane
Molecular function (GO): signaling receptor activity; ligand-gated monoatomic ion channel activity
Source: RefSeq, a predicted model, not a curated record